AUGUAUACCUUUUUCGCGACGCUGGUCAGAAGGCAGCUGCUAGGGGGAGACGACGAUGAAGACACGGAACACUGCCCGACGAACUUCAGCGAUCUGAGUCAAGCAGAUCCUAUCAUUGGCAACACGACAUUCCAUCGGGUCAUGACGUACACGUCCGCGGCAACGAUGGCAGUCUCCGUCGCGCUCGGUACCUACAUGAUCCUGGGCCAAAUGUUCAGCUAUCGUGAACCAAGAUUCCAGAAACAUCUCAUUCGCAUCAUCCUCACGGGCCCGAUCUUCGCCGUCUUUGCCUUCAUCGGAGUUGCAAGCUACCGUGCCGCCCAUUACAUGGAAGCCCUUCUCACCUUGUACGAGAUCUUCACACUCUACUCAAUCUUCACGCUAUGCGUCGAAUACCUGGCUCCUGCGACAACGUGGGAAGCACAGCUCGUUCUCAUGCAGAGCAACUCUGUCUUCUCCUUUUCAAGCUUUCGGAGGAAGUACUUUCGUGUGGUGCAGGUCAUUCCUGUACUGAUCAUCGUGACACUUGUCACCAUCAUUACACAUGCGCGGGAGUGCUGGCAGAGUGCAGAAAGUAGUCGUGCAGCUGGCAUCGUUUCAAUCAUUGGCGCAAUCAGCACAAUCAUGGCAAUUUCUGGCAUUCUUCCAUUCCUCAUGAAGCAGACGACAUUGCUUAAGAAGAUCGACCCCCAGAUCGUUGGGAAACUACUUGCCGCCAAAAUCAUCGUGGUGGCAGAGAUCGUCAUUUCGCUCAUAUUCUCCAUUCUGAGCUGGACGGAUUCUUUCGAGCCUACAGCUACAGUCUCGCACAAUGACAUCAACGUCGGGGUUCACGUCUUCUCGACAGGCUGCCUCGCAUUCAUUACAACGAUUUGCAUGCUCCCAUACUACCGCCCGGGUCAGUUCGAGAAGGCUCCUUGGGUCGCAGCUCCAGGUGAUGGUCAUUGGACUGACACUACACACGCUACACGUCGCGAGUCCGAGGAAACAGGCCCGCCCAAGCCGAAAGAAGCGUUAUUGCUGCCCCGAAACAACAAGCAGCCAAGUCCCAAGAGAAGUCCGUUAAGAGCUGUCUGGGAUGUCGUCAACGUUAGUGAUGUUGCUAUUGCUGUGUGGCGUGGAAUCAAGCUGUUAUUCGGUCGGCCUCGUCUGCAGAACAGAGCGGGCAUGGAGCCGAAUAGAGGGUACGCGCCUGUGGCUCAGGGCGGUGAGGCAGGAGAAGAGCUGCCGGAGUACCGUCGUUCGUGA
This is a messenger RNA of Cyphellophora attinorum, 1248 nucleotides long. RefSeq lists its product as uncharacterized. Lineage: Eukaryota; Fungi; Ascomycota; Eurotiomycetes; Chaetothyriales; Cyphellophoraceae. Gene Ontology annotation, molecular function: transporter activity. Gene Ontology annotation, biological process: transport. The record is from RefSeq and is a predicted model, not a curated record. The coding region runs from base 1 to 1248 and encodes 415 amino acids. The transcript is spliced from 5 exons.